AAUCAUGCUGGACAAUAUCCUAGCAAGAGUGAAAGCAGUUGCGACGUCUCCAGUUGAUGCUACGAAAGGUCAAUGGCAUCCGACUCUGCAGCGAGGGCCCUGGUCUCGUCGCAGAAGAAAGGCAAACCCUUUUAGUGGGUGAUUCCGACGAUGACGCGGCGGCCAUUGAGACCGAAUAAGGAUAAUUGUGAAUCAAGUGAAUGGGGUCAGUACCAUAGUGAAGGGAAACACUCCAAUUUUGGGAGCGCUGAUUCUCGAAGCUCUUGAUCUCGCACGAGACACGAUGCAUUUUGGUCACGCCCUUCGGAUUAGCUAUUCGGAAUUGAACAUUAGAAGGCACAGGGGACGACAAUGCAUGCGAGGGCGUAGCAGAGAAGCUUGAGCUCCGGAGUGGAGACGGGAAUGGCAAAUUGGCGGCCAUGUGGCAGUCAGGUGGACCUGACGGAGUGCAGGUGGCUUCAGAGUACAGAGUACCGUUUCCUACUAAAAUUUACCAAAUUUUUGUCUCUUUGGUCAGAACCUACAUUCAUUUUCCUCCUCAGAAACUUCAAACUACAAUGAUUCAAUCUAGUAGAAUUUUCCAUUUUUAAGACCUACCUCUAGUUCCAAUCUUACGUUCCUAAACAGAAAUUGGAGUUGGGUAGGUUUAAGUUUUCAUUGAAUCCAAAAUAAUCACAUGUUUUUCAAGACAUACAACGACCGCAUUACUGGUCAUGCCCUCAUAGAGCCGAUCACAUAGAGAAUAGAUAGCCCAGACAAACAAAUGUGAACCACUACAAGUCUGAUAUCUACCAAGAGCUUUCUAGUUUGAAGCUACACCACAUUUCUCGCAUCAACUUUAUCCUUUAAAUCGCUAAAUAUUUCAACAAGGGAAAUUCCAAUAAUCCAUCUGCCACAUUUCAGUGGUUCUGGUCAUGCCAUGGCACCUCACGUGCUGUAGUGCCACAUAAAUAUAUUAAUAUACUGUAUCUCAAAUUCUCAAUAAGUUGAAUGAAAAAAAAUGUUCCCUGAUUUGGUCUGACGCUCAUUGGGUCUCUGUGCGUCUUGGUCUUAUUGCCUCCUUUGGUAGCGGCCCCAACUGAAGCGAGUUCUCCGAAGAAACUUCCUGGGUAACUACAGAGGAAACGUUUGGUACUAAUUCAUCAUGGCACCUAAGGCAUUAGACUAUGAAUCAAUAAAUGAAAAUGUGAAGAAAGUUCAAUACGCUGUAAGAGGCGAGUUGUAUCUUCGAGCUUCUGAGCUUCAGAAGGAGGGAAAGAAGAUCAUAUUCACCAAUGUUGGCAACCCUCAUGCUCUGGGACAAAAGCCACUGACCUUCCCACGCCAGGUGGUUGCUCUGUGCCAAGCGCCAUUUCUGCUAGACGAUCCUAACGUAGGAUUACUAUUUCCAGCAGAUGCAAUUGCUAGAGCCAAACAUUAUCUUUCAAUGACUUCUGGUGGCCUAGGUGCUUACAGUGACUCUCGAGGUCUGCCAGGUAUUAGAAAGGAGGUGGCAGAAUUCAUUGGAAGACGUGACGGGUAUCCAAGUGACCCUGAGCUCAUAUUUCUAACUGAUGGUGCAAGCAAAGGUGUGAUGCAGAUGUUGAAUGCUAUCAUCCGUGGGGAAGGUGAUGGGGUUUUGGUUCCAGUGCCUCAGUACCCACUUUACUCAGCAGCAAUAUCUCUUUUUGGUGGUUCCCUUGUUCCAUAUUACUUAGAAGAGACAGAAAACUGGGGCCUUGAUAUUAUUGAUCUUCGCCGCUCGGUUUCAGAGGCUCGUUCCAGGGGGAUAACUGUAAGAGCAAUGGUGAUCAUCAACCCAGGCAACCCCACUGGUCAGUGUUUAAGUGUAGCUAACUUAAGAGAAAUAUUGCACUUCUGUUACCAAGAAAACUUGGUCUUACUUGGAGAUGAAGUCUAUCAGCAAAAUGUAUACCAGGAUGAGCGCCCAUUUAUUAGUGCUAGAAAGGUUCUGUUAGAUAUGGGGCCUCCCAUAAGCAAUGAGAUCCAGCUUGUUUCUUUCCAUACGGUGUCUAAAGGAUACUGGGGUGAAUGUGGCCAGAGGGGUGGAUAUUUUGAGAUGACCAACAUUCCUCCAAAGACAGUUGAUGAAAUAUACAAAGUUGCAUCAAUAUCACUCAGUCCAAAUGUUCCAGCCCAGAUAUUUAUGGGUUUGAUGGUCAACCCACUCAAACCUGGAGAAAUUUCAUAUGAGCAGUUUGUUAGGGAAAGCAAAGGCAUCCUUGAAUCUUUGAGAAGAAGAGCAAGGAUGAUGACCGAUGGAUUCAACAGCUGCAGAAACGUAGUCUGCAAUUUCACAGAAGGUGCAAUGUAUUCAUUCCCCCAAAUACGGUUGCCACCAAAAGCGAUAGAGGCCGCCAAAAAGGCUGGAAAAGUUCCUGAUGUUUUCUAUUGUAUCAAGCUUGUGGAAGCCACUGGCAUUUCCACUGUGCCUGGUUCCGGAUUUGGACAGAAAGAAGGGGUCUUCCAUCUAAGGACUACGAUUUUACCGGCUGAAGAGGACAUGCCGGCGAUCAUGUCCAGUUUUAAGAAGUUCAACGAUGAAUUCAUGGAGCAAUACGAGGACCACACUGGCUAUUCAAGGAUGUAAGAAAUGCUUUGAGUAGAAUAACUUGUAUCAUAUAACUUGGCCUAUAUACUUGGCAUUUGAUACCGUUCUCCAUCUCAAACCUUUUCUGUAAUCACUCUGCUAUUCACUUACCCUAUUAAAGAUUGUCGCUUAUAUGACCAUGCUAUCUCAUGUUCUUGCUUUAAAUCAGCGCUAAAAGAUCUGAGAAUAUAGCUUCUUUUGGAGUCC
This is a messenger RNA of Tripterygium wilfordii, 2797 nucleotides long. Its product is annotated as glutamate--glyoxylate aminotransferase 2. Gene Ontology annotation, molecular function: L-alanine:2-oxoglutarate transaminase activity; pyridoxal phosphate binding; glycine:2-oxoglutarate transaminase activity. The transcript has 14 exons. NCBI's taxonomy places the organism in Eukaryota, Viridiplantae, Streptophyta, Magnoliopsida, Celastrales, Celastraceae. The record is from RefSeq and is a predicted model, not a curated record. The coding region runs from base 1145 to 2590 and encodes 481 amino acids. Gene Ontology annotation, biological process: photorespiration; biosynthetic process.